UCUAGGGUUUAUGCUGCAAUCUCUGUGAAUGUUGGGGUCUUGGGUGUGAGGGGCAUUUGGGGAUCGUUAUGUUGUUGUUGAGAAGGCAAGGCGUCGAUCGCUUCCUCUUUGCAAGCUCAAAGCACCGACCUUUGCUCCUCCAUCGCCGCCAGCACCUUACAGGGGCCAUGGCGGCUGCUUUUACGGGUAGCCAUAGUGGUUGCAGUGGGUUUCAUUCCCAAGCUCAAUGGCCGCCGUCCCAUUUUUCCGCGGACCAUUCUUGCAAGUUUGCCAAUUUUCCGGGGAAAGCUGGUACUUUUCCUGGGAAUCUGAGGAAUACAAGCAUUGGAUGCAAUUUUGCUGUGAAGGGGUGCUUGCAAUCUCAGCAUCAUCCCCACCAUCAGUCUCAUGGCAAUAGCAUUAAGCGUCAUCCCAAUGCUCAGUUGGUUCGUGAUCAUGAACUGGAACUCCGCAGCCCGGAUGCUGUUGGAUUGGCCUCCUCAAAUGGUUGCCAGGAGCACGGAGGCCGGUCCAGAAUCCCACACCAUCCUUUGCCCGGUGAUAAAAUCAUUGUCGCAGUCGAUGUGGACGAGGUAUUGGGAAACUUUGUCUCGGCUCUCAACCGGUUUAUUGCUGAUCGUUACUCUUCCCACCAUUCAGUUUCAGAUUACCAUGUGUACGAGUUCUUCAAGAUAUGGAACUGUUCACGUGAUGAAGCCGAUAUUCGUGUUCAUGAGUUCUUUAAAACAUCAUAUUUCAAGGCCGGGAUCCACCCACUUCCAGGUGCUCAGGAGACCAUUCAUAAGUUGUCAGAUUUUUGUGACCUGUCAGUUGUGACGUCUCGGCAGAAUGCAAUUAAGGACCACACCAUUCAAUGGAUCGAACAACAUUUUCCAGGGCUGUUUCAGGAGAUUCACUUUGGCAACCACUUUGCUUUAAAUGGAGAGUCCAGGCCUAAGUCAGAAAUAUGCAGGUCCCUGGGAGCAAAGGUUCUAAUUGAUGACAAUCCAAGAUAUGCACUCGAAUGUGCCGAGGUGGGGAUCAGAGUUCUACUUUUUGAUUAUGAGAACUCAUAUCCUUGGUGCAAGACCGAGUCUAUUGAUCAACACCCCCUGGUCACCAGGGUUCAUAACUGGGAAGAAGUCGAGAAGCAGCUGAUGACAAUAAAUAGCAUAAAUUCAUAGUUUUUCUUACAACCCGUUACAAGAUUGGCCGCCAAUUUGUCAAGGUAUGUUGAGAACAUGGAGUGCAUCAGAAGGAUGCUACAGAAAAUAUCGUUGAUGAUCUCUAUUCUUUGGUGACCGGACAAAAUAGGGUUGUCCGGUGAAAGUUUUAGUAGGACAAUUGUGAGAAGUGAUGAUAUCAUUACCCCCACUUCUGGAUAGGGCUUGGUUUCUUCUCCUUUUUCUCCUUAUUAUUCAUUUAGAGGAGAAUAGGGUAAAAGGAAAAUUCCCAAGUUGUAAAUAUGGAUGAUGUCGAAAAUUCUUGAAUAAUCCAAAAUUUUCCAUUAUUUA
This is a messenger RNA of Pyrus x bretschneideri (Chinese white pear), 1493 nucleotides long. RefSeq lists its product as uncharacterized. The record is from RefSeq and is a predicted model, not a curated record. The coding region runs from base 69 to 1163 and encodes 364 amino acids. Lineage: Eukaryota; Viridiplantae; Streptophyta; Magnoliopsida; Rosales; Rosaceae. The transcript has 6 exons. Gene Ontology annotation, biological process: deoxyribonucleotide catabolic process. Gene Ontology annotation, molecular function: 5'-nucleotidase activity.